AUGAGUAGUAAUACAAAUACAGAACAAGAAACAGAAGUUUUUUCACAAAAUUUUGUAUCUGCUGGUCGAUAUCGAGGUGGUCCUCAUGGCGUCGGUAAUCCCAACGACAAAAGUUUACGAAAAGUCGAAUUAGAAGUUUGUAUACCAGGUAUUAUCCGAGAACGUGCACAUCGAGAAAAGUGCCAUGAUUUGAUUAAUGAAUUUGGUAAAUGUGGCGAGCAACAUGGUGCAUGGUCUUUCC
Messenger RNA from Adineta ricciae, 241 nucleotides. The record is from the annotation of a GenBank genome assembly. Lineage: Eukaryota; Metazoa; Rotifera; Eurotatoria; Adinetida; Adinetidae.